AUGAAUGUCUUGACGUCACUCUCUGCCGUGUCUUCGGCCCCGUAUAGCGCGGCGACAGAUCAGAAUGGAAUUAUUCCUAAGGGGACAAAUGUAAAGCCUGUGAAUGGAACAGAAACCACCGUCUCGUCGGACGAUGCGACGCUGUCAUUUGGGUCAACCCCCACACCUAGCGGGGUUACCGCAAACGGCAUUGUCCACAUACAUCGCCAGGAACAAAAUGUGCUCAACGGCGACGUGGCCCAUGCUGCCACUUCAAAUACAGAGCCUGAAGUUUACAAUAUGUCCGUCGCUAUUCUGAAGCUCAUCGAAAGUUAUGGAGUUGAUUACGAGAAACUGGGCGGCUCCUGGAAGGGGUUUGACUCCUUCAUUCCGAUCGUGCGCGCGCAGAUCAAGAAACAGGAACCCAUCCGCAUGAUUCUGCCCGCUUUUCCAUUCAAGUCGCCCAAUGUGCGAGACAAGGUGCUUGGCACGCUUCCUGAUCUGGGUGAAGAGCUGGCGCUUUUCCACUUGAACGGAUUGUGCGAGAAUAUCGCCCGGAUCUAUGAGCCUGGUGCGGAUGUAUACAUUAGCUCGGACGGGCUCGUCUACAAUGACAUACUUGGAGUUUCCGAUGACACUGUCUGGCAUUAUGGAGAGGCGUUGCGGAAGAUGGCGAUCGAGAAAGAGCUUCAUCAUGUCAAAUUCAUUCGUCUCUUCGAGCUUCUCGAGCACCCGGGGUUUCAUUAUGAGUCAUCAGAGUCUGCGAAAGCAUCCUAUCUGGCACACGCCAACUGUCUACGACGGGAACUGAUGUACUCCUUUGGAGACCCCACCUUUGACGCCGACGAGGCCAUCAAAACCGAUACUGACACCUGCCUUACAUAUCGCGGAUAUAUCAAGUUCCUGACCAAGGACUUGGCGCACCAAGAAGAAAACCACUUGAUGUCGAAGCGCUCCAGACAAGCACACAUCGCUCAAACGGCGCGUCAAAUGAUUGUUCGCGGCAAGAUGUUCGCGGCCGCUAUUAAAGCAAAUCGGAAAGACUACGUGCGACUUUCAAUUCACCAGUCUGCUGGCGAGAAUAAAUUAUCCAUCUCUCUUAUCCCCCAGGUUCGAGGCGCUUUGGGAUAUACCCCGUGGCAUUCGUCGGUGGCUGUCGGACUAGAUGGAUCAUAUCGCACGGUCCACGCAGAAGACGUGCGCGACACGCAUGAUCUGAUCUUUAAAAAUGGUCAACCAUAUUACUUUCGAGAAAAAUCCGACAUGUUCAAUUGGGUCGACGACGGUCUUUCUGUCAAAUUCGAGCACCUAUACCCCUGCGGUCUCAUCAUCCGACCUGCAGACAUCGACAAUGUGAAUCCACCACCAUCUCUCCGCUCUAUUCCCAUGCAGAAGGUCCGCAAGCUCUCAAAUGGCAUGUCCCCAAUUAUUCUUCGUGGGUUUUCUGAGACCCUCGAAGAAAAGCUCUAUGUCGAAAAGGCUGAGGAGCUAGGGACUCUUCUUCCCUGGAGCUUUGGCAUCAUUCAGAAAGUGCGGGACGCUGGUCGGUCCGACAAGAUGGGGAACAAUGUCACAUCAAAUGAAGCAAUGCCCAUGCACUUUGAUGGCAUGUUCAAGUUUGAAGAGGUGCAGGACCCGGUCACUGGGGAGACUGCCAAGGUUCAAAGACCACCCGGGUACCAGUUCUUUACUUGUCCGGCCACGGCGCCUAAAGGAAGUGGAUAUACACUGUUUGCCAGCUCACGCCUCUUCUUCCGGUACCUGCCUAUUCCAUGGACGGCCGAGCGGCUUGAGAAUGUAACUUGGGCUAUGGAUAAUGAUGGCUUCUGGCAAUCCAAAAUCCCGAAUGUACCGCUUGUCGUGAAACAUCCGCUCUCGGGAGAGCCAUGUCUACGCUGGCAUCAACCGUGGGACUCGACGAAGACAAAGUUCUCUACCUGCAAAGUCACCAUUGAAAACGACGAUCAGAGUAUUGUGCAGAUUGUUGAUUCGGGAACAUACGACCAUCGAGUCUGUCUGCGCUUCGAGUGGGAAAAGGGGGAUUUGCUCAUCAGUGAUAAUACCGCUAUGCUGCACACGCGAACUGGGUAUAUAAGUGACUGUGAUCGAGAGUUGUGGCGGAUUCACUUCGACUAG
This is a messenger RNA of Penicillium lagena, 2115 nucleotides long. RefSeq names its product isocyanide synthase xanB (gene xanB). The record is from RefSeq and is a predicted model, not a curated record. Gene Ontology annotation, molecular function: oxidoreductase activity. The transcript is spliced from 2 exons. The coding region runs from base 1 to 2115 and encodes 704 amino acids. NCBI's taxonomy places the organism in Eukaryota, Fungi, Ascomycota, Eurotiomycetes, Eurotiales, Aspergillaceae.